CCGUGUGCCAUCUUUAAUUGAUGGCUGGCUCAAUUUCGAUUAUUUCUGCCAGCAAAAUACCUUUAUAAUGAUUACCAAAACAGUAGUUGGAAUCGCUGCUGGCGUCUGCGGUACUCUUUUUCUAGGAUACUGUAUUUACUUCGAUCAUAAACGGAGGAGCGACCCUCUCUUCAAGCAAAAACUAAAGGAAAGGAGAUUGAAAUCCAGGAAGCAACAACAAAAUAAAGAAUCAACAACCAAAUCACAGUUACCAGACUUCAGAGACACUGCAGCAGUUCAGAAAUUCUUUCUUGAGCAAGUGCAGCUAGGAGAAGAACUCCUUGCACAAGGUGACUUUGAAAAUGGCGUUGAACAUUUAACAAACGCCGUAGCUGUUUGCGGACAACCGCAACAACUUCUUCAAGUUCUGCAGCAAACUUUACCUGUCCAGGUCUUCCAGAUGUUACUUCAGAGAUUGCCUAUUGUCAGUCAGCAAGUAGCUGCAAGUGCUUCGGGCACUGGAGGCCUGGUGGAAGACGAUCUGGAGUAGACAUAUUGGGAACCAAUUGGAGAUCCCGUAUAAUAUUAUACGUACCCCUUUUUGUUGGACAUCAAUGAUGGAUACACACUCUAUAUAAAUUACACUUAGUAUUAUUUUCUUGCGUUUUAUACUCCGGUUAUGUGUAAUUUUCUUCCCAAGGUCAGCUGUGUUGGUCAUUUGUGAAGCAAAUAAAGGUUUUAUACAUAUACUAGUAA
Molecule: messenger RNA, 735 nt
Organism: Saccoglossus kowalevskii
Lineage: Eukaryota; Metazoa; Hemichordata; Enteropneusta; Harrimaniidae
Product: mitochondrial import receptor subunit TOM20 homolog
Biological process (GO): protein import into mitochondrial matrix; tRNA import into mitochondrion; intracellular protein transport
Cellular component (GO): mitochondrial outer membrane translocase complex
Molecular function (GO): transmembrane protein transporter activity
Source: RefSeq, a predicted model, not a curated record